Molecule: messenger RNA, 10686 nt
Organism: Xyrichtys novacula (pearly razorfish)
Lineage: Eukaryota; Metazoa; Chordata; Actinopteri; Labriformes; Labridae
Source: the annotation of a GenBank genome assembly
CCAGUUUGGUCGGACCCUUUUCUCUGACGGACACUAACACGGAGCUAGCUUCUACGGAGCUACAGCGAUUAACUUCCCAUAAUCCCUCCAGAGUCGGGUCGACGCUCAGUAGCAUGCAAAAUAUGUUAACCAUUAUCUCUAACGCACUUUGUAGGAUCACUGGCAGGAAUGCGGUGAGUGCUGUGGGGUCUAACUGUGAGCUUUGGGCUGUUUCCGGGCUGUUUCUGGUGUCGGGUUCGAGGCUGACCUUGUAACAUUAUUAGCUCUGAAGCUAGUCUGACUCUUAGUUUUAAUGUGCAUGCUGAGGGCAAAGGUCCGAGGAUUGUAUGUUUGUUUGUAUUUGACUGGCUGAAUGUGAAAUGAUGAGUUUAUCUCACUGUUUGUGCCUGUUUUAGUGUAUUUUAAUUUCUGUUUCUCUCUAAUUGUUUUUACUACAUCGUUAUUUUUUAUGAAAUAAGAAGCACUGAUGGGUUUAAAACUGACCAAUCUCUGGGUUUACUAUGAUACUAGAAAAAAAUACAUGAAAUCUAAUGACACGAUAAUACCGCGAUCGAUCUUCAACAGUUCCGAUAUUUAUCGCAACUGUUGACUAUCUAUCGCGGUAUUAACGUUAAUAGUGUUAUCGAUAUUUAUCGCGAUAAAAGCCUCAAAUAACUUUAUCUGUGACUUAAGAUGGUUUUUAAGUCCACCUUUCUUUACAGGCUAAAGCGCAGAGUAAAUGUUGUCUUUGUCUCUUUGCAAACAGCUGCUCAUAGUGUGUGACUGAAAUGUAAAGAUGACAGGACUUUAAUCUGAAAACGUGUCAAUUAACUUUCAGAAUCUCUUAGGGCUGGGUGAUAAAACGAUAACGAUGUAUAUCAAAAAUUAAUUUCCCUCAAUAUCAAUAUAAAACAUGGUCAAUAUGUGCUGCAUUGUAGUUACCCCGGAAGUCGGAUGUCAGAGAAGGAAAUGACACAACACCCAAGUUGACAGCGUUCUGGUUAACAAGACAAGAGUGAUGAUUUAACAGCUGACAAGGAGUUAGUAGUAGUUUGAAAUGUAAAACUUGAAUAUAUUAAAUUCUAUUAACAGACUCAUGUUAAUCCUGAGAUAUUGGUUCAGACCGAAACACAUCAGUGCAUUCUUUUUCAGUUUACUUUUCCAAUAGUCAGCGCUGAAGCAGAGAGCACUGACAGCUGCAUAAGUGUCUAUGUCGGGAUGUUUCAUCAGCAGCAGGGAUCCUACAGUCCUUUAUCAAUUUUGCAAUAAUCAGCUGCGACUGUGCAAUAGUAAUGUGAUUUGCACUGAAAUAUAUCAUUUCUAAGCAGUGAAACUUGUCCUUUCCUGAAACAAACCAGCAUGUGUCUGCAUGAUGUCCCCGCUGUUGUAAAGCUUUGUGCUGACUCUCGCUCUCUCCCUCUGCAUUCACUCUCUCUCUCCUCCCAACACACAACACACAAACACAAUCACAAAGACACAACAAUCCCUAUUUAUUUCUUGCUUUUCUCCCCCCUCUCCUCCUCUCCCCUUGGCCUGAACCGUAGGGAGCCCAAACAGUGUCUGAGGUAAGCAGCUUCACGCUCAGCUCAUAUUUGUCAGCUCCUGCAGUCAUGUGUCCAGAGGAGCUCCUUUAAAGCGCUUUUUAGGCUAGAAAAUGUAGUUUAAAUUGUGGAAAUGGUCAAACUUAGACAGCAUCCAGUCGAACACAAAAGUUUUACUGCUUUUUGGUUAAAUUGACUGUUUCAAUGCUGUGGAUUUCAUUGAAAAUACACAUUUUAAACUCUGCAUGUUUUGUCUAUUUGAGUUUAAUUUUUUAAUUUUGUCAUUAAAACAAUAUUGUAGCACAAUUAUAGGCAGUAAUUUGGUUCAAAAGCUGUCCUGAAGAUAUUUCACAAUGGCACAACAUUUAUUGGCUGUUUGAGCUUCUCAGCAGUCAUCAUGACAGGAAGAAUUUACUUUAUUAUCACUUUAAAAUGAAUAAAGUAACUGUAACAUACAUACAUCAAAAUAUGGAGAUGUAACAAAUAAUCACUGAAGGGCCUGGGAAUCAGUACAAAUGCAUUUCUCUACUUUAAAUCAGGGUAUUUUUCUUAUAUUUAUAUGCUCAUUUUAAAUGUGAUGCCAGCGACACGUUCAAAAAGUUGAGACAGGGAUACUGUGUAAACCUAAGUGAACUCAGCAGACCAGUUUCUGGAGUCUGAAAGUGGAAUGUUGUCCCAUUCUUGCCUGACAGAGGAUUUCAGCUGCUCAACAGUUCAGGGUGUUUGUAGAUGCAGCAACAGGGAAGUGAUUUUGAGCCUAUGCAGUGAUUUCUAUGACAGAGUCAUGUCUCUUUCUGAAAGUCCUUUUUUUAAACCAUGUCAUCGAGGAGAGAUGUUCCUCCAGGUUUUUUCUCAGCAUAACAUAACAUUUUCAGAGUUUAUUGUUUCAGUUCCAACUUUUGCGAACAGAAUUGGUGGCAUCAAAUGAAAAAUGAGUUUGUAUUUUUCUCAAACAACAAAAAUCUGUAUCUAUGACAGACAUGUGCUCGAUUUCUCAUUAGAUAUAGGCUCUGAAAUAGCAGAGUUCAUUAACAUGACAUAGUGAAGGUAAUGUGGAGUGAAUAUCAUAAAACACAGCUGAGAUGUUGGAGGGUCUGAAACAUCUGUAAAAAUCUCGAAGGAAACCUCUGAUCUGAAAUGUUGAAAUGUUGUGCUGAUUGUGUCAAAUAUCAGGUGAAGAGUAGACACUGUUGGGCUGGUUCCAGUUCCCUGAGUGUGUUUGUCCUCAUGUUAGCCUUUAGCCGUCAUCACGAGUGUGUGUGUGUGUGUGUGUGUGUGUGUGUGUGUGUUCGGUCUCCAUGUAGCAGCUGCCGUGUUCACCUGUAGCCCUCUCUAGAGCUCCUCUGGCUGUGCUGUGCCUGUCUGUGCUCUGAUUGGUUGGCUCCUGUGCUCCCCAGUUGCUGGUUGACCUGUCAGAGUACGUCAAUGUAACGUCACCGGCGGCGCCCGCCUUGGCACAGAACCAGCGGCAACCACCCAAACCACCUCCAGUCAGUGCUGGAGCCCCUGCUCCUGAGUUAGUUAGCAGCCAGAGCGACCAGCUAGACAGACCAGUAAGAACCCGAAGAGCACCCUCCAUGUCUGCCUGAUCACUAAUGGGGGCGGGAACUAAACCUGUGUGUCUGAGGGCGUCUGCGGCUCUUUCACAACCAGAGUUAAAGGGAAACAAACCAAAAAGAGCUUUAGGCUUCAUGUUUCAUCCACUUGUUGACACAUCCUGAGUUUUUCUUUGGUUUCUGGGAAAUGUUUGAAAUCACUAACUGAACUUUCCUUUAAAGGGUUAAAGACAAACUAAUGUUACAGAUAAGCAUGUUCAAAAUAACGGCUGUGACUCUUUCUUACCGGGACGUUUGUUCUGUCUAUAAUUGCUCUUCUUCUAAAGUCAGACGUCCACAUAUUCUCUGGUCUGUUCUGACAGUGUAAGCUGUUACUGCAUGCUCACGUUGAAUGCAUUUUCCUCUUACAAUUAAAUCAGAAUCUGAAUUUUUAAACCUGCAGACACGUUAAAAUAGACUCAAACUGACUAAAAUGAUCCAGAUUCAACCUGUUUUGUGGCCUCAACUGGGUCUUCUUCCAAUCCAUCAGCAGCAGGACCCUGAUCUGGUGAUAUGUAACGAUCUUAUUCAUGAACUUGUUUUUUAUUUUCCACUCUUAUCUGAAAAACUGCUACUUAUAUCUGCUGUGAAAACUAAAAACAUUUGAUUUGAUCAUCAUUAUUGAUGUUUUUUUAGCUCUAUUUGAAUUGGCUGAUUGAAUAAGUUGUUAUUUAGUCCAAACUCUUGUUGGUUUGGAGCCACAGCAGAGGAUUGGUGCUUUGUUACCCUCCCACCUAAAUCACACACCUGUAGGAGUCCAAUCUAGGACGAGUCUACACACCUACAACCUGAUUUCCUCUCCCACACCUGUAGCUCGUCUCACCUUCACCUGCUGUGAGGAGGAGGGCAGAACUUUGUGUCUCUCUUUGUGUUACAGUUUGUGCGUCUUGUGUUUGUGUUUGAAUAAAUGUUAUUGGUCUGUUUUUAUAUAUGAUCACAGGGGGCCAGAGUCGUGGUUUCCCGCUCCUUCGCUGAUUUCACCCCUCAGGCCACCUUUGACAUCAAGGUGAGUGCUCGACAGACACUAUUUGCAACUAAAAAUAGAUGUGUGCGAAUUGUAAAAUGCAUAUAGGGGCACAUGUGCGCAUAAAAAAAUCAGGUGAGGCAACAAAUGUGUUUUCCUGUAAAUACGGCGGUGAAGUUAGUUUCAGGUUGGAUAUUUGUCGGACAUUCACUGUGGAUGUACCGGUGUCUCCUCACUCUCCAUAACCGGGCAUGGCAACAGCAGCGCGGUUAAAUCCACUCGGCAUCCUCGCUGUCAACGCCGGGUGUUGAAUAAGGGACCAUCAAUAAAUUACCUGUUUGUGUUCUCAGAAAAGGCCGUUUUCCUUCAAUAACUUUAAUUUCAUGUGACUAAUUGACAUAAAAUUGAUUUCAAAUAUUAGUACUAAGGUUAGACAAUAAGACAAACCUCUUUAUUUCCCUAAAUCAGGGGUGGACCAUCAUGUUAUGGAGAGCCGAGAAGCUGCAGGUUUUCUUCCCAACCCAAAACUUCACCAGGUGAUUUCAAUAAUUACCUAGCAGAGACUAAUCAGUGAAAUCAGCUGGUGGAGUUUUGGGUUGGAUAGAAAACCUGCAGCCUCUCGGUCCUCCAUGGUACAUGAUUGACCACCCCUGCCCUAAAUUGUCCUCUAAAAUUUUUGUGUUAAAUUUAAAGGCAAAUCUUGAACAUUUUAUGACAGUAGCUUCCAUGUCGUAUGACAAAAAGACCUAAAAUUGAUUUCAAUAAUAGUGCUUCUGUCGACAAAUAAGACAUGUAAUUUGAUCGAUUUUCAUUGUGCCCCUAAAGUUCUUUGUGUGCUUCUUACUUUUUCAACUCAAGAGCAAAAAAGUAAGUGUCAAGCCCUCGAGUGGAUCAGAAUCUAAUGAAGGGAUUGUUAAAAAAAAUAUGGAUGAAAAUUGGUAAGAUUUUACUGAUACCGAUGCUGUAGUUGAUCUGGUUUAUCAAGCUACCAUUUUAUCAGUUCCUGUGGAUUUCCUCUGUGAGGAAAAAGAGCAAAGUAUGUUUUUUCUUUUUUUUCUUUUUUUUCUUCUUUUAAGCUGUGAAAUUUCUUUGUCUUCCUUCUGGUAGAAAUGCGACGUCCACCGUCUGGAGGAGGGUCCCCCGCUGAAGGCCGAGCUGACCCGGGAGCAGGGUCUGGAGUAUUACCGCAUCAUGCAGACUGUGAGGCGCAUGGAGCUCAAAGCUGAUCAGCUGUACAAACAGAAGAUCAUCAGAGGGUUCUGUCACCUGUAUGACGGACAGGUAAGAACAGAAAUACUCUUAACAAUUAUUUUAUAAGUCCCACAGAGCUGAAAGUAACAGUAAAAACCCAUAAAAGUAAAAUAGAAAUGUACAGUGUGCAAAGUCUGUGCAGAAAUCUAAACAUCUAAAAUCUGACUGAUCAAGGAUCCAGUCCCUGUGCCCUGCUCUGUCUUCACUAAAUAAAGACAAAAUCUCGAAAGUCUUGACGCAGCUGCUUUCUUCCAUCUUAAAAAGCAUCAGUAAAAAUUUUAUAUAAAUUAAAAACUCCUCCCAGGAGCUUUAAACGCUCUUCCAUCUCUGUAAACUGAGUUUUGUCCUCCCUGCAGGAAGCGUGUGCAGCCGGCAUCGAGGCAGCCAUCACCCCCAACGAUCACCUCAUCACCGCCUACAGGGCUCAUGGGUACACCUUCACCCGCGGGGUGCCUGUCAAGGAGAUCCUGGCCGAGCUCACAGGUGACAAAGAGGUGUCACAGUCGUGUCUGCUUGGAUGUAGUUGAGCUUAAGUUUAUACUCAUUUCCUCUUGUCGCUCUGUAGGUCGUAAAGGAGGUGUGGCCAAAGGGAAAGGAGGUUCAAUGCACAUGUAUGCUCCUCAUUUUUACGGGGGCAACGGCAUCGUGGGAGCACAGGUAAGAGUUUAAAAUGCUAGCUUCAAAGCUUCAAAGGUUAUCUGGUUUAAAAAAAUAAAUCUUAAAACAUGAACAGCUUUUGAAACUUGCAUUCUGAUCCAUAACUCUGCUGUGAUCUGUUCAGGCUCCUCUGGGCGCUGGUAUCGCUCUGGCCUGUCAGUAUCAAGGGAACAACCAGGUGUGUGUCACACUCUACGGCGACGGAGCGGCCAAUCAGGUAAAUCAUCAGACCCUGUCCUCACUGUGUGAAGUCACUUCAUAUUUUUCACAUUAAGAUUUCCUCAAAACCGCCGCGGUCUGUCCUCUCUGAACCAAUCAGGGCCAGCUAUUUGAGUCCUUCAACAUGGCCGCCUUGUGGAAGCUGCCGUGCAUCUUUAUCUGCGAGAACAACAAGUACGGUAUGGGGACGUCUGUGGAGAGAGCGUCGGCCUGUACUGACUACUACAAGAGAGGAGACUUCAUACCAGGAAUCCGAGUGAGUUAAAGGGAAGAUUAGGAUUUACUCCAGCUGAUUAGAGGCUGCAGGAAAGUGGUGGUAGAGGCUGCACAGCCAAAGAUCAUCCUCUAAGAGUUCUUGUUUUAGUCUCUGUUAGGCUCACAUUGUUAUUUUAAGUGUCUGACAGCAUUUCAGAAAGUAUCUCUACAAAGACAGACCUGUCUUCUCAAGGUGAGGUCUUUUUAAAACCAGAAAAGGAAGAAACCAGAAUCCACUGACAAAAACAGCAAUUUCACUCAGACGUGUCAGAGUUCUGCAGCUUUUAACAGGAGGUUGAAUUUUCUGACUUUGUAAUUUAAAGGGGACAAUUCAGGUUUAAAAGAAAGUGUUAAUGCGAUUUUAAUAACUUGAGAUCAUGUUAGAAUUCAUGGCAGUGACAGGCAAGCAGCUCCUUUUGUUCUGCAGGUAAAAAUACAGUUUUUUUCAAUGGAGUUUGGUUAAGUGGUAGAAAGCAAUGUUACAGCUGUUUCUGUUUUUAAAAGGGUCUUAUUCCAUGAAAAGUCUGUCUCUGCAGGAAUCCUUCAUCUAUUUUCAUACUGAUUAAGUAUUUCCGUACUUACAGUAUAAUAAAAACAGGGUCAAGUGGAAACAGUUGUUUGUUUCUUCCUGUAUUUUGUAGUUUUCAUCAGAAAAUCUGUGUAUUUCAUUGACAGUCACAUUGACAAUUCUCAUAAUGUACCCAUUGGUUGCCAAGGGUCCCAGAUAUGUUGAAUAAAAGAGCAGAAUGCCCCUUUAAUUUCUAGUCUUUUUAAGCUAAUUUCUUGUAGUAGUUAAACUCUUGGGUCCUGAGCCGUGGCUGCAGUGUGUCCUCUGACUGUACUCUGCAGCUGGUCUGAAAGGACCCAGAUUAUAACAGGAGGCUGAUGAUCCGUCCUGGCAGUUGCAGGUGUGAGCAUUCAUACAGCUGUCUGAUGCUCAUGUAUGAUACUGCACACAAACCAUAAGUGUCUGAAGAUGUGUCACAGGGCUUCUUUACCUCUGUUGUCAUGUGACCUGUUUGUUUCCUCUGUCCAGGUUGAUGGGAUGGACGUUCUGUGUGUCAGAGAGGCCACAAAGUUUGCAGCAGACCACUGCAGAUCUGGAAAGGUGAGCUGGAGAAGACAAUUUAAGUUCCACAAGUUUAACGAGACAAUGUUUGUUUUUUAGUUUAAAUCAGAACAAACAGAAACUCCAGUAAUCUGUGCUGUAGUUAGAUGCAUAAAUCUUUUGUGCUGCAGAACGCAGAAGCUGUAAAAAUCCCUCUGAGAAUUGCUGCGUUGUUAUUUCAGGGUCCCAUUGUGAUGGAGCUGCAGACGUACCGUUACCAUGGACACAGCAUGAGCGAUCCAGGUGUCAGGUGAGUAACCCUUUUUAAUUUCUGGAUGUCAAAGACUUUAUGUUCAGUUAUUGUGAGUCUGUGUUUAACCUCCAGGCGUAAAGAUCAUUUAAUCCUGUUUCACAUCAACGCAGUAUGAACUUUAAUCCUGUUUGUGCUCCGUAUUCAGUAUCACCGUAGUGUUUUCAGUGUUAUUUUUUAGGCCUGUUGCACUAAAUAUGGCCUAUCAAGCCAGACUAAAUACUGUUCCUGACCUUGCUGUGAUGUCACUUCCUGCAGCUACCGCACUCGUGAGGAGAUCCAGGAAGUUCGCAGCAAGAGCGACCCCAUCACCUUGCUGAAAGACCGCAUGCUCAGCAACAACAUGGCCUCUGCAGAGGAGUUCAAGGUGAGUGUGCACCAAACAUAAACACACACGUGUAUCAGACAGCACAGAGCAGCUCCGAGCAGCAGAGUGGAGAUGCCGACGGUCAGGGGUGAUCUUCAUAAUCAUCAAACAAUAGCUGCAAACUGAAAUCUCGUCUGUCCCGUCAGGAAAUGGACGUUGCGAUCCGUAAGGAGGUGGAGGAAGCUGCUCAGUUUGCAACAUCAGAUCCAGAGCCACCGCUGGAGGAGCUCUGCAACCACAUCUUCAGCAACAGCCCGCCACUGGAGGUCCGUGGGAUACACCCCUGGUCCACACUAAAGUCUGUCAGCUAGACAACAAAAAAAACACACAAACACACUCCAAAUAUCCAGAUCAACACACCAACCCCUGAGUCCUUCAGCUGCACGACACCCUGACUUUAAAAUCACCCUCAGCUUUCCUCCAGUCUAGAUCAUUCCGCACCUUAAUGGGACUCAGCGUCUAUCUGAAACCUGUCAGUGUUAUUUGUUUAUAGUUUUAUAGAGAAAUAUUUAAGAUUUUUUCUGUUUUUGUCUGUUUUGGUUUGUCGGUGUUUUAUCUUGAAGCUGCUGUGUGCUGCCAGAGAUCUGUGAAGAUGAGCCAUCCCUCCGAGCGUGCUGUGUGCACCUCACAGGCGGCUUUGCAGUUUGGAAAUACUUCAGGGCUGCAGAUUAUACGCACAAAACUUAGCUGUCCUGCUGCACCCUUUCUCCUCCUCCUACUUAGAAGCAAUGUCACCGUAUUCCUGCUUCCAAAUCUCCUGAAAAAUGUAGAUCCUGUUUGAAGGAGGCGCUUUGGUGGAUGAGACACCUGCAAGAACAAAGAAACAGCUUCUCUUUGAGUUAGUCUGAGGUUUGACUGCUCAGGUUGCCAUGAAACUGAGAGAGAGCAGAAAAAAACUCCUCGGUGUUUUGUGUAAAAAAAAACUUGAUUUAAAACAAUGAAAACCAGUAUUCUAUACUCAACAGUCCUUUAAAAGCUGUUUGAAACACUCCUUUCCAAGAAACCAGCUUCUUUUAAAAAAGUGAUCAAAAAUAUUUCUUUUUAACUGUUCGUUUCUUUUGACUUUUCAGACCAAAUUUUAAACACAGCUGCAGAAAGCUCCAGUUUGUUUGUGUGAGAGAGAACUGGAGCGACAUGAGCCAAGUCAGUUUAAAACGGAUGGAGACAAAAAUGGGUUACAUACAAUAUUUUGUGUUAAUACUAAAUAUAUCAUCAUUCUCAAUACUUAGGAUUUACAGAUUAUUUAUGCUGCAGUCAUGAAAAUGAGGUCUGUUUUUACCUGCUACAAUUUAAAAGUUUGAUGCACUCUUGAGUUAAAGUAGAUAUUGUUUAAAAAAGGGCCGUUCUGCACAAAAGUCCUUCUGACUUUAGCACUUUUAUUUAUUGUUGAUGCUCAUUUUAAAGCUCCUGUGAGGAGAUUUAACUGGUCAUGAAAAUAAAGUGGAGGACACAUCAUUUGCGCAUGUGCAGGACAAACUCUGUGAUAAUGGAUGACAUGCUUUGUCCACAGGGGGGCGUCACAACGAAUUUAAAGUUCCUCACAGGAGCUUUAAAAAGGCAGAGGUCAGCCACAUUUGUUUUUACUUUAAACUCUGGUGAGGGUCUAUCUGUUGGAAACGGUUGUGGCGCCCCCUGUGGUGAAAGUAGACCCUUUGGUGUGAAAUGUGUCCCUCACUGUUAACUUUUUAUGAACCAUUAAAACUCCUCACAGCAGCUUUAAAUCAAACUUCUUCAUCCACCUCUGGUUUAAAUAUGCAUUAAUGGAUUUAUUUACAGUGUGUGGGUGUUAAGUAAAUGGGAUUUAUUAAGACGACUGUUGAUCAGUGGUAUGAGAUUUAAAGGGUUUUAGUUGAGAGUUCCUAGCCGGUGAAUAAUGCAAUAGAAUAUUUAAUAUUUACAGUUUACUCUGUUCAGUUUAGAGGAUUCUAUGAGAUGUGAAGAUGCACUGAAAACUCCUAAAUGUUUAAUAUCUUCAAGGAAAGUUUGAGGGAAAACCAGCAGCAGCACUGAACAGAUAACAUGUUUCAUGUACUUUUCUCCUCUUUUCACUAAAGUUUACUCUGCUUGAACCUGUGUGUGUACGGAGAUGAAGCUUCACUUGACUGUUACUGUGUGUGUAUGAACUGAGAGGCUGUUUGGCUUUAAAAUAAAGGCUUGAAGAAAGAGCAAUACUGUGUGUGUUUCUGUCCGCAUUUCACAUGCUCCGAAGUGGCAUUGCAAAUUUAUGUUGUUUAAAAACCUGCAGGACUAAAUCGGUUUAUUUGUGGCGGUAAAAUGAAGCUGCUGUACCUGUGCAGAUAAAGCAAAGCUCUAGUUCGAUAGACACAUCCAAAAAAUAAAGUCAGAUUUCACCUCUGAGCCAACUGUAUGUGAGUAAAUGACGUGUGUUUAUCAGCCUGAUUCAGUGACAUUAGUAGGGCUUUAUUGAAAAUAGCUGUGCCGAACAUCAGCAUUGUUAUUAAAAUAUAACUUGAAUGAAUAAAUAGAAAAUGUGUAUAUA